Molecule: messenger RNA, 2112 nt
Organism: Cucumis sativus (cucumber)
Lineage: Eukaryota; Viridiplantae; Streptophyta; Magnoliopsida; Cucurbitales; Cucurbitaceae
Exons: 2
Coding region: 255-1895 (546 amino acids)
Cellular component (GO): plasma membrane
Molecular function (GO): protein phosphatase 1 binding; protein phosphatase regulator activity
Source: RefSeq, a predicted model, not a curated record
UAAGGUAUGUUUAAGCCUUUGUCCACAUAUGAGAUAUGAUCACUGAAUUUCUUGGUAAUGCUUCUAAUGAAAAGGAUUUUAGGAGUCAAACAUAGACUUGUGAUGAAGUGAAUCCCUCAAUUAUUAUAUAUAUGCAUACAUAUAUAUGUUCAGCAAACAAAAAAAGAAGAUAGAUAACAAAAAUAACUUUCCAAUUUAUCUAUUCUAUUUACUGAUCUUUUCAUAUACAGAUCAGUGAGGUUAUUCAAGAAGAUAUGGAGAUUAGAAUGGAGGAGAACCAUCGAGAAAUUACAUCACUUCUCAAUUCUUCUGAUGCACAGAGCAGCCACGUUGUAGUAGAAAUAUCAUCCAUGGAAGAAGAUGUUAUAAGAAAGCUUUACGAGGCAUCAAAGAUUGGAUGUGUACAAACCUUGAAAACUUUCAUUAAGGAGAAUCCAAAUCUCAUUCAUAAGGUUUUGAUUUAUACAUCUUCCAUUACAACUGAGACUCCAUUAUUGCACAUCUCAGUUUCUCAGGGCCACCUUGAAUUCACUCGGUUGCUUUUAGAUCACAUCCCUCAACUUGCUACUGAAGUUGAUGCCUUUCAAAGAACUCCACUUCAUAUAGCUUGUUCAAAUAACGGGGAUAUGGAGAUUAUUAGAGCUUUGUUGGAGAAGAACACAAGUUCUUGCUUGGUUCAAGAUCUUAAUGGCUUCAUUCCUCUUCACUACGCAGUGAUUAGUGAGAAUAUUGAGAUGAUGAAAUUGUUGAUAAAAGCAAGGCCACAAUCUAUUUUGAUGAAGGCCCUCCACAAUAAUAAUGGUAAAACUGUUUUACAUUUAUGUGUAGAAGGUAACUAUUUGGAGGGAAUGAAGCUGCUAAUUCCUCAGACAUUAUUAUUUGAUAAAGACUUUCUCAACACAAUGGAUGAUGAAGGAAAUACUAUUUUGGAUUUAUCUUUAACGUUAAGACGAAUUGAGAUGGUGGGGUAUUUACUCACAAUUCCAGAAGCAAAAACUAGAACAAACGACACAAAAGAAAAAAUACUAGAAUCACAAAAGAUCACAAAGGCGAGAAACCGCAAAACAAAAAGACGAGAAUUGGUAUCAUUGUGCACCAAAAAAAAAUCAAUAGGAUUGUGGAAGGUAUGGAAGAAGAAACUGAAGUAUAAAGGGGAUUGGGUUCAAGAAGUGCAAGGCACAAUGAUGCUUGUGGCUACCGUCAUCGCGACUGUGACUUUUCAAGGGGGAGUGAAUCCGCCCGGUGGCGUUUGGCAACAAGAUACUCCAUUCGUUUAUUCGAGUUUCAACGAUGCUACAAAAAAUUGUUUGAAUGAAUUCUACAUGAAUUUUGGCUUAUAUGAUCUAUUUUCUUACUCCAACACAACUGUAUUAUUUGCAGCUGGAACUGGAGUAAUGAAAUCCCAACAACCCGAAGUGUACUCGAUAUACAUAUGGGUUAAUACAGUGUCAUUUUUGGCAUCGAUGACCGUGAUUUUGAUGAUCGUUAGCCGAUUUCCGCUAAAAAACAGGAUUUGUAGUUGGCUAUUGGCCUUCGCCAUGUGCAUAGCAGUGUUAUCCUUGGCAAUUGGGUAUCUUCUUGGAGUUAAAAUGGUUCACCUCCUCAAUUUUCCGGAUGGUAGAAUUUUUGCGCCAUACUCUAUAUUUUCUUUAACAAUUAUAUGUUGGUUGGGGGUCGUCGGACUGGUUUGCCUAUGUUUUAUAGCUCGCAUUCUCAUUUGGAUGGUGAAGACUUUGGGGGUCGUCGGACUGGUUUUCCUACGUCUCAUAACUCGCAUUCUCAUUUGGAUGGUGAAGAACUUAUGCCACCCUUUCACCUCUAAGAUCAAAUCUCACAGCUUUAAUGUUAACUCAACUAGGUUUCUCAGGUUUUUCCAAUAUUGUUCAUCGACUUAAAUAAAAUUAAAGAUCAUGGAGUAUGUAUAUGUACAUGAAUUGUUAUUAGGUAGAUUUUGUCGUAUGUGUUUCAUUUCAUUUUCUUUUGUAGACUGCAGUUACUGUGUAAUCAACUUAAAGAAAAGAAUGUUAAACUAUUCAAUAUUUUUAUGUGUAAAUAAUGUAAGUGUAUUUGAUUCUAUUUCUAUAUAUUAAAUAUGGUUGUUCCAAGGUCAAA